GCAGAACAGAUAGGAUUUGGAUAACGAAGAUAACACCCGCCAAAACCUGCAAUUGUUUGGCCAUGGCUGUUAUGUUAUCUUCUUCUUCUUAUUCACUAAUCUCCCCCAAAGUUUUUUUUAAUGUCACUAUUAGUCCCUCUAUUACCAGAAGGUAUUCUGUGUCCACGCAUUCCCUGUUCCAGUUCAGCACAAGUCCAGCUAGAUCAGUCCAGCCAAAGCUUAUUAGUUGCAUUUUCACUGGCUCGAAGCGAUCAACGGGAUGUUCAGACCAACAAAAAGUGGACACCAAAUUACAUGUAUCGGUUUUAGAGCGUGGAAUUAUGAGACUGGGGGCUACAAUUUCGGUCAUUCUUGUGAUCAUUCAACUUACAUCUCCAGUACCUUUGCCCGGAUGGGAUGUGUCAUUUCUUCCGCCUGCUGAAGCAGUCCUAUACUCGCCAGACACAAAGGUUCCGAGAACCGGAGAAUUAGCUUUAAGAAAAGCCAUCCCUGCGAACCCAAACAUGAAAAGUAUACAGAAUUCUCUCGAGGAACUGUCGUACCUACUAAGAAUUCCUCAGAGAAAGCCUUACGGAACGAUGGAGAGUAAUGUAAAGAAAGCUCUUAAGAUUGCAGUGGAUGAAAAGGAAUCUAUAUUGGCAAGUGUACCAGCUGAUCAGAAGGAAAAGGGGUUGGAAAUUUAUACAUCUCUUACCGAUGGGAAGGGGGGAUUGCAGACUCUACUAGGAUAUAUAAAGGAAAAGGAUCCAGAUAGAGUAUCAGUAGCUCUUGCAUCUUCACUGGAUUCUAUUGCUCAGCUAGAGCUGCUACAGGCUCCUGGACUAUCUUUCUUGCUCCCCGCACAAUAUACAAAUUAUCCUAGGCUCACGGGCAGAGCUGUUGUUGAAUUAGUGAUUGAAAAAGGAGAUGGCUCAAUGUUUACUCCACAAUCUGGUGGUGUGCCAAGAAAAGCUGCAACAGUCCAGGUCGUCCUGGAUGGAUAUUCUGCACCACUGACAACGGGAAAUUUUGCAAAACUGGUAAUAGACGGGGCCUAUGACGGGAUGAAGCUCAAAUGCACUGACCAAGCAAUUCUCUCGGACAGUGGGAUUGACAAGAGUAUUGGUUAUAGUGUUCCUCUUGAGAUAAUGCCAUCUGGACAGUUUGAGCCACUUUAUAAAACAACUUUAAGCAUACAGGAUGGAGAGUUGCCUGUGCUUCCAUUAUCGGUUUAUGGUGCGGUUGCUAUGGCUCAUGAUGAUGUCUCUGAGGAAUACUCGUCUCCGAAUCAGUUUUUCUUUUAUCUUUAUGAUAAGAGCUAUUCUGGCUUAGGAGGGUUAUCUUUUGACGAGGGACAAUUUUCUGUUUUUGGAUACACGACUAUUGGAAGAGAUAUUCUCCCUCAGAUAAAGACUGGCGAUGUGGUUCGUUCUGCAAAGCUUGUGGAAGGUCAAGAUAACCUCGUAUUGCCAGCUGAAAAGAUAUGAGUUCAAGUUUCAAGCUCAUUUCAUGUCAAACUGAUGAAAACUUGUGUAAAUUUGAUUUGGGUUGUACAUCUGAACAAUUGACCCAAAGAUUUUCACAUUGACUAUAGAGUUAAUGUUCCAUAUUUUGAUAUAUACGUAUCAUCCCCGGUGGUCAACAUUGAUUAUUGCUAGUUACAAUAUUUAAUAUUGAUAACAUUUUGUUUACGUAA
Messenger RNA from Erigeron canadensis, 1675 nucleotides. RefSeq names its product peptidyl-prolyl cis-trans isomerase CYP37, chloroplastic. Gene Ontology annotation, biological process: protein peptidyl-prolyl isomerization. Gene Ontology annotation, molecular function: peptidyl-prolyl cis-trans isomerase activity. The record is from RefSeq and is a predicted model, not a curated record. The coding region runs from base 63 to 1466 and encodes 467 amino acids. Lineage: Eukaryota; Viridiplantae; Streptophyta; Magnoliopsida; Asterales; Asteraceae. The transcript is spliced from 13 exons.